Molecule: messenger RNA, 321 nt
Organism: Rangifer tarandus platyrhynchus (Svalbard reindeer)
Lineage: Eukaryota; Metazoa; Chordata; Mammalia; Artiodactyla; Cervidae
Source: the annotation of a GenBank genome assembly
AUGUGCCUGGGGCCCUGCACCUCCCCCGCCCCCAGAGCCCAUCGUGAAGACCCCCAGAGAGGGAUUGAUCAGGGGUCAGGUGUCCACGGCCCACAGUCGGGCUCCACGUCCUCACGGCCCCGGGCCUGGGAGCUCAGACGCGGGACGAUGAUCCGUGACCAUCUGCAGGCCCCAGGCUGGCUUCCUGCGGCCCAUGACGAGGUGGGAGGGGUGGGUGCAGACCGACUGGAGCGUGCGUGUGUGUGCGCGUGCACGUGUAUGUGUAGGUCAUUGCUUCGCGUGUUUACUCCCUCCCCACCUAAGAGAGGAAGGACCCCUUAG